CCGGCCCGGCCCCCCGGCCCGUUUCGGUUUCGUUUCUUUGCCGGGGCGGGGCCGAGCAGCAGCCGGAUGGCCGAGGAGGGGGUGCUGGAGGUGGGGGCCGUGCCCCCCACCACGCAGGAGGAGCUGGUGGUCCUCUACUUCGAGAGCCGGCGGCGCUCGGGGGGCGGCCCCGUCCGGAGCUGCCAGCGCCUCGGCCCCCUCCUCUUCCUCACCUUCGAGGAUCCCCAGGAUGCUCAGAAUGUCCUGGCCCGUGGCAGCCACCGGCUGGGGGGGGCUGAGCUGAGGGUGCGCCCUGCCCCCCCCUGGGACCCCACCCGGCUGCUGCUGCGGGGCCCUGGCCCCCAGACUGCCCCCGAGGCGCUGGAGCCACAUCUGGAGCCGCUGCUGGGACGCCCCUGCAGCACCUUCAGCCUGGACCGGGGCCCGGGGCCCGACUGGGUGCUGCUGCACCUGCGGGACCCCAUCACCCCCCAAGAGUUUGCAGCAGCGGAGCAGCGGGCGCAGCAGUGGGAACUGGAGGGUGCCACGCUGGCCCUGCUGCGGCUGCCACAGACCACCAGUGUGCUGGUGCGGGCGGAUGCACCGGAGCUGAGCCGUGACCUGCUGGAGCUCUACUUCGAGAACUGGCGCAGCGGUGGCAGCAGUGUGCAGGCAGUGCGGCUGCUGCCAGGUGGCCAGGAAGCCAUUGUCACCUUCCAGGAGCCGGCAGUGGCAGAGCGGGUGCUGCAGAGGUCCCACCAGCUGCAGGACAUAGUGCUGGUCCUCACACCCCACUACCCCUUUCUGGAGCCACUGGAGGAGGACAUGGCGACCGCAGUGGACACAGUGACCCCACCAGACACCGCAACCCUGCCAGAUAUGGCAACCCCCGCAGACACAGCAACCCUGCCAGACACAGCCCUGGCCCCCCUGCCGGACACUGUCCCCCCAGCUCCUGCCAACCCAGAUGCCUGCCCAGAGCUGGCAGAGCCACCGGCGUUGAGGCCGGUGCUGCCAUUGGCUGCCUUCCCCAGGAGGGGUGAGGACACGGCAAGGGAUGAAGAUGUGGCCAGCCAGGGCCAGCUCCAGGAGCAGAUAGUGUCAACUUUGGCAGGUUCAGUGCAGGACGAGGUGCUGGUGCCAGCGGAGCCGGGAGCGCUGCGGUAUCUGCAGCGGCACUACCAGGACCUGCUGGCCAGCAUCCCCGAGGUCUCCUUGCUGCCACUGGAGGGGGGGGAUGUCGCUGGAUUCCGGGUCAGCGGGGAAACGGGCCAGUGCCGGGCAGCAGCUGAAUUCCUACAGAGCCUGCUGGGCACCGUGGGCUCGCAGUCGGUGACACUGCAGUUCCCAGGCAUCACCCGCUUCCUGUGGGACAAGGGCGGGCAGAGCAUCCUCCAGCAGCUGGAGAGCCGCUUCCCUUGCAUCUUCGACUUGGAGGGUGUCCGCUGGAGCCCCCUGGACCCCCAGCUGGACCUGACAAAGCUGCUCCCCCCAAGCUGCCACCUGGACACUCUGCCUGCAGCACCAUGCUCCUGGCACUGGAACCUGCAGGAUGGUGCCAACGAUGCUGAUGGUGCCAAUGAUGCUGAUGGAGAUGACUUUCGCUCCAACAUAGAGGAGAUCAAGGAGCUGCUGGCAGCCCUGCGCACUGGUGAGGCCGCUGGCGAUAUCAGUGAUGUCUUGGACAGGGAGGAAGACCGUGAUGCCAAGUCCCUUGCCACAUCUGAUGGGGAUGACAGUGAGGAGAUGCCAUUGGGCGGGCCGGGGACCGGGAUGGAUGAGGAGGCACAGAUGGUGCUGGCCAUCCAGCGCUCCAUGGACAGCACGUGGCAUGAGGAGGAGGAGCUGGCGCGUGCCACUGCGCUCUCGCUCCGCUCCUACCACCGGGAGCAGCAGGCAGCACCUAGCGUGCAGGAGGAGGAAGAUGCUGGUCUCCUGGCUGCACUGGAGGCCUCCCUGGAGGAAACUCUGCCUGUGGCAGAUACGGCACGGGUGACGCUGUUCUCCUCCUUCGAGGGGGACGUGGCGGCGGUGCCACAGGCACUGGAGCAGGCACUGGAGGGGCACCUGCAUGCAGAGGAGGUGGAGAGUGAGCGCCUGCGGGCACUGCCGGCUGCCUGCCACCGCUGCCUGACCUUCCUGCAGCGCAAGCACGCCGUGCGCCUCUGCUUGCGUGGCAGCACUGCCACACUGCAUGGCUUCGCUGAAUACACUGCCGCUGCUGCCCGUGAACUUGCCCUCCUGCUCCAGCGGCUGCCGCCGCUGGAGCAUAGACCCCCCACUGCUGUCACCACUGCUGCGUGCUGGGUGCGCUGGGACCCCUCUGGCACCGCCAUCCCCUACACCCCUGAGGCUGCCGUGCUGCUGGAGCAGGCCUGGUUGCGCCGGGAGCACCGGCUGGACCUGCUGCUGGAUGGACAGCCCUUCACCAUCGACUUUGAGCGGAUGGAGGAGUAUGACAUCGGCAAUGCCUGCACCGUGGCCAUCUCCCGCAGCAAGCCCCCGACAGAGAGCGCCCGCCACCUGCUUGGGUCAGAGGUGCUGGGCCUGGAGGAGGAGGUGAGGUUGAUGCCACUGGCUGAGGACUCAGAGGAGUUCUGUGACACCGUGCACUAUUUCUACGAGACGCUGGAGGAGCUGCACAACAAGAUCAGCAUCGUCAAGGUGGAGAAGCUGAUCCACCCACUGCUGUACAAGCAGUACCAGCUGAAGAAAGCCAGCAUGGAGAAGACCUGUGCCAGCGGCACAGUGGAGCGGGUUCUUUUCCAUGGCACGAGUGAGACCUCCAGCCGCGAGAUCUGCUUGCAUGGCUUCAACCGCAGCUUCUGUGGCAAGAACGCUGCUCUCUACGGGCUUGGCGUGUACUUCGCGGUGCAUGCAGCGGUGUCGGUGCAGGAGCAGUACUCGCCGUGCAGCACCGAUGGCAGCAAGUACAUCUUCGUGGCCAAGGUGCUGACUGGGGACUAUGUGGUGGGGGCACAGGGGCUGCGGGCCCCACCGCUUCGGGAAGGGGCUGGGGUCCCCCUGCGCUACGACAGUGUGGUGGACAAUUGCCUGCAGCCCGCCAUCUUUGUCAUCUUCAACGACACUCAGGCCUACCCUCAGUACCUCAUCACCUGCCGUCGCCACGGACCCCCGCCCUGAGCCCCAUGGCUCCCUGGCACCUGCUGUCCUGGUGCACCCCCCACCUUGCCCUGGGGGGCUCGGGGUACAGGGGGGUCCCUGCCCUGCCUGGGAAGCUCGGAGUAGGGGGUUUCCCAGCUGGGGGCUGCUUCUUGCCCCCAGCUCUCCAGCCCCUGGGGAUGAAGGGGUGCAGGAAGGCUCGGAGGUCACCAGUGCAAGAACUGAACUGGGAAUAAAGUUGGAGCAGCCUU
Molecule: messenger RNA, 3353 nt
Organism: Falco peregrinus (peregrine falcon)
Lineage: Eukaryota; Metazoa; Chordata; Aves; Falconiformes; Falconidae
Gene: PARP10
Product: poly(ADP-ribose) polymerase family member 10
Exons: 11
Coding region: 67-3123 (1018 amino acids)
Biological process (GO): negative regulation of gene expression
Cellular component (GO): cytoplasm; nucleus
Molecular function (GO): transcription corepressor activity; nucleic acid binding; NAD+ poly-ADP-ribosyltransferase activity
Source: RefSeq, a predicted model, not a curated record